AACCAGCUCUUCUGUCCAGAGGCAGCAGGACUGUGAAGGUGUUCGCUGAGUGAGGACAGCGCUCUAGGCAAAUGAGCCAGUGAAGUGGGCUGUACCGCUCGCUACGUAACGACUAGGGGAAGAUCUCCCCAGCCCUCAACUCACUGCGCUCCCAACAUUUCCUCACUCCGCACACGCCGCGCGCAACAUCCCACCGCUGAUUUGCGCACCGUUUGCAGGAGGACUUUCUAAAAAAGCGAGAACUGCAUGUUGACGACCGGCAGAUUUCCACUAGAAUGCUGGGCGCAGUGAAAAUGGAAGGACGAGAAACUCCUGACUGGAGUAGCUAUUAUACCGAUGCGCAAGAGGUUUACUCUCCCAUGACCAACAGCGGCAUGAACGCUGGACUGAGCUCCAUGAACACCAUGAACAGUUACAUGAGUAUGUCCACCAGUGGGAAUAUGACCUCUAGCUCCUUCAACAUGUCUUACGCGAACCCUGCUCUGAGCGCUGGACUAAGCCCGGGGACUAUGGCGGGCAUGCCGUCGGGCGCGAGCGGCGCGAUGAACGGGAUGAGCGGCGGGGUGUCCUCCAUGGGCACGGCGCUCAGCCCCACCAACAUGAACGCGCUUUCGGCUCAGCACGGCUCCAUGAACGCUCUGAACCCUUACUCGAGCAUCAGCCCCACCAUGAGCCCCAUGAGCUACGCGCAGCCCACCCUCAACAGGGCGCGGGACAACAAGACUUUCAGGAGAAGUUACCCGCACGCCAAGCCCCCCUACUCCUACAUCUCCCUCAUCACCAUGGCCAUUCAGCAGUCCCCCAGCAAGAUGCUCACGCUCAGCGAGAUCUAUCAGUGGAUAAUGGAUCUUUUUCCGUACUACCGUCAGAACCAGCAGAGGUGGCAGAACUCCAUCAGACACUCGCUGUCCUUCAACGACUGCUUCGUCAAAGUGUCCCGGUCGCCCGACAAGCCGGGCAAAGGCUCCUACUGGACGCUGCACCCCGACUCUGGGAAUAUGUUCGAGAACGGCUGUUACCUGCGCAGACAGAAGCGCUUCAAAUGCGACAAAAAGGUCGCGGGGGGCAGUGGUGGGAAGGGGUCGGACGGGAGGAAGGAGCAGCAGAACGGCUCCGGCUCGCCCUCCAGCGACAGCUCGAGCACCAAGGCCGUCCACAUGGACUCCAACUCCAUCGCCGGCGCGACCCAGUCGUCUGGCCCUCACGGCCUGGAGCACAGAAGCGGCGCCGCCAUCUCCGAACUGAAGAGCGGCGGCCCGCAGAUCCACCCCGUGGCCAGCUCGGCCACGUCCCUGUCCUCUCUCCCUUUACCCCCUCACUCUAUGGCCCACGAGUCCCAGCUGCACCUAAAGGGAGACCCCCAUUACUCGUUCAACCACCCGUUUUCCAUCAAUAACUUAAUGUCCUCCUCGGAGCAGCAGCACAAACUGGACUUGAAAGCUUACGAACAAGCGUUGCAAUAUUCGUCUUACGGCUCAGGUAUGUCUUCCAGUCUGCCGCUGGGCAGCGCUUCCAUGGCCGGCAGAGCCAGCAUGGACCCCUCCGCUUUAGAGGCGUCUUACUACCAAGGUGUGUAUUCAAGGCCGGUUCUUAACACUUCUUAGUCCCUUCUUAUUCUGUGCCGAUUGACAGAUAAACUUUAUUUUAUUUUUUUUGCAUGCACCCGGUGCAUAAAGGACUGUUACUUUAAAGUAUAAUAAUGUGUAUGUGUAUAAUAAAAACAUAUUGUAAAGUGUCCCCCUCCCCCCACCACCUGAAUGAUUGUAUAUCCCACCUAUAAAAUCAUUGCUAGUGUAUUUAAGGCGAUUUUCCGAGCUUGUAAAAUAAUGUUGUAACCCUCAAACUUGUAGACCCCUAUGCUAUGAUGUGUCCAUGUGUUACAAUGUGCACGAAUGAAGGUCUUGUGUUUCGCGCUGCAGGUGUAAAAAACAAAAAAACAAAAAACAAAAGAAAAAAGACGACCUGUCUGUUGCAGAUGUAUCUGGAUGUUGUCAUUUUUACUCGUUCUUUUUGCCUUUUGUUUACCUCGUUGGACGGAAAAAAACCCGAUCUUGUACUGAACUAAGUUAAUCAAACGUGGAAAUGCAUUACGAAUAAAACACGUAUUUCUUAAUCACGCA
Molecule: messenger RNA, 2120 nt
Organism: Pygocentrus nattereri (red-bellied piranha)
Lineage: Eukaryota; Metazoa; Chordata; Actinopteri; Characiformes; Serrasalmidae
Gene: foxa1
Product: forkhead box A1
Exons: 2
Coding region: 276-1604 (442 amino acids)
Biological process (GO): anatomical structure morphogenesis; regulation of transcription by RNA polymerase II; cell differentiation
Molecular function (GO): transcription factor binding; protein domain specific binding; RNA polymerase II cis-regulatory region sequence-specific DNA binding
Source: RefSeq, a predicted model, not a curated record